Messenger RNA from Darwinula stevensoni, 517 nucleotides. Lineage: Eukaryota; Metazoa; Arthropoda; Ostracoda; Podocopida; Darwinulidae. The record is from the annotation of a GenBank genome assembly.
CCCUCCACGAACCCUGUGUGCGUGCGAGUGAAUGCGAAUGUGAACGCGAAGAGGUCGUCGUCAUCAUCGACAUCGUCCAAUGACGGUAGUGGAGAUCGAGAGAAAGAAAGGGAGUAGCGAGAUCAAGAUGAUGUUCACAGGGAAUGCAGGGAAGAAGCGCAGUGCCUCGAGUCACCGCAAGAAUUGCCAUCGCAAUCAACAUCAUCCUCGCCUCUCCUAUCAUGCCGAUCAGGUGAAGAUGAGACCUGGGGUGAAACCCCGAGUCCCGGAGUACCAUCGGCCAGGAGACGAUGGGUGGUUUUUGGACGAGGAGUUUUUGCGGCAUGGCGGAGGGCUGGCGAGAAGGCGAGGAGCCAUCAAGCAUCAAAAGGUCCACGAGGUCAAAGGUCACAAGUUCGUCGCCAAAUUCUUUCGACAACCCACCUUCUGCGCCUUCUGCAGGGAUUUCCUCUGGUAUCUUUCCAUUUCUGCCCUCACAUAUCUUCUCUUUCAUCCUACUGCACAAAGAAUGGUCUAG